Molecule: messenger RNA, 7004 nt
Organism: Labrus bergylta (ballan wrasse)
Lineage: Eukaryota; Metazoa; Chordata; Actinopteri; Labriformes; Labridae
Gene: sorcs2
Product: sortilin-related VPS10 domain containing receptor 2
Cellular component (GO): membrane
Molecular function (GO): protein binding
Source: RefSeq, a predicted model, not a curated record
AUGGCAUCUCUGCGCCCUGAAAACCCGCUCUCCUCCGCUGCGCACCUCUGCGUCUUUCUGCUGACCGCCUCGGCCUGGAUGGCACUGCCGGGACCCACGCGCUGUGACAGCGGGGCUUUAACCCGGCGCGGCCGGGAGGACCGUACGUUGGACAUGGGCGGCGGUGGCGGAGGCUCACCGCCGGGUUUACCUAAGGAUGUUGACGAGGGAGCCGUCGGCGCGGAGGGCUCACACCGCCUCAGGAGAGCGCUGUCCCGGGAUAAACAAAUGUCUCUGCUAAGCAGUUCGUUCGUGCUCAAAGGAGAUGCGACCCACAACCAGGCGAUGGUCCACUGGACAGGAGAGAACAGCAGCGUCAUCCUGAUCCUGACCAAGUACUACCACGCUGACUCUACAAAGGUGCUGGAGAGCUCGCUGUGGAGGUCUACAGACUACGGCACCACCUACACCAAACUCAACCUGAUGCCGGGGACAACCAUCGUGGUGACCAGCUUCUACAUCUGCCCGACCAACAAGAAAAAGGUGGUGCUGGUUGGCUCCUCCAUAAACGAAAGGGAUCAGAUGCUGUUUAUCAGCACGGACGAAGGCUCCUCGUUCCAGCGUCAGUCCAUCUCCUUCACCCCGGACACGCUCGUCUUCCACCCAAAGGAGGAGGACAAGCUCCUGGCGUACUGCAAGGAGGGCAGGCUCUUUGCAUCCACUGACCUGGGACGCAAGUGGACUCUGCUGCAGGAGCGUGUGACCAAGGACAGAGUGUUCUGGUCGAUAUCUGGAGUCGAUGUGGACCCUGAUCUGGUGCACAUGGAAAUGCAAGAUACAAGUGGAGGUUACCUGUAUGUCACCUGCCUGAUCCAGAACUGUUCAGACAAAAUGGUGACGGCUCAGUUCCUCGGCAAAAUCGACCACAACUCCCUCCUGGUGCAGGACGGCUACAUAUUUGUCAAGGUCACUACAGGGAAUCGCACCAAGCACUUUGUGUCCUAUCGGCGUAACGAGUUCGUCCAGAUGAGGUUUCCCAAGUACGCCUUGCCAAAGGAUGUUCAGAUUGUGAGUACAGAUGAGAACCAGGUCUUCCUCGCCCUUCAAGAGUGGUACCAGUUGGACACUUAUAACCUGUACCAGUCGGACCCUCAGGGAGUCUACUACUCCAUCGUCCUGGAAAAUGUCCGCAGCACCAAGCAGCCCGAGGAGAACACCCUCAUCGACAUACUUGAGGUUCGUGGAAUCAAAGGAGUCUUUCUGGCCAAUCAAAAGGUCGACAGCAAAGUAACGACUCUCAUCACCUACAACAAAGGAAGAGACUGGGAAUUCUUAGCCCCGCCCAACACUGACAUGAACGGGAAACCGGUCAGCUGCAAAGCGCCCGACUGUCACCUCCACCUCCACCUGCGUUGGGCCGACAACCCCUACGUGUCGGGGACGGUCCACACCAAAGACUCUGCUCCGGGUCUCAUCAUGGGUGCUGGUAACCUUGGCUCCAAGCUGGUCGAGUAUAAGGAAGAGAUGUACGUCACCUCGGACUGCGGGAAGACGUGGAAACAGGUAUUCGAGGAGGAGCACCACAUCCUGUACCUGGACCACGGUGGGGUCAUUGUGGCCAUAAAGGACACCUCCAUCCCCCUGAAGAUACUCAAGUUUAGCAUCGAUGAAGGACGGACGUGGACCGUGCACAACUUCACCAGUACCUCUGUUUUCGUUGACGGACUCCUAAGUGAGCCGGGAGAUGAGACCUUGGUUAUGACUGUGUUCGGCCACAUCAGCUACAGGUCAGACUGGGAGUUGGUCAAGGUGGACUUCAGGCAGUCUUUUCCCCGUCAGUGUACGGAGGCUGACUACGACUCCUGGCAGCUCACAGACCUGCAGGGAGAGAAGUGCAUUAUGGGCCAGGAGCGGAGUUUCAGAAAAAGGAAGGACACGGCGUUCUGUAUCAAAGGGAAAAGCUACACGUCGACUCUGACCUCUAAACCCUGUCAAUGCACGGAGAAAGACUUCAACUGUGACUAUGGUUUUGAACGGUCCCAAAUGGAGGGCAAACGCUGCUUCGCUGACUUCUGGCAUGAUCCAGAUUCACCACCUGAAGACUGCCAUCUAAGACAAACCUACGAGUCCAGCACUGGCUACAGGAAGGUGAUAUCCAACACGUGUGAAGGUGGGGUGAACAAGGAGCAGAGUGCCAAGCAGCACAACUGUCCUCUGCUGCCCCCUAAAGGACUGCAGGUCGGCAUCAAAGGGCAGAUGUUGGCCGUGGCACCUGGUGAUGACAUCACAUUUAUCGUCCACCAGGAACAGGGAGACACCAGCAGCACCAAAUACCAGGUGGACCUCGGCGACGGGGUCCGGGCCAUCUACCAGAACCUUACAGUGACGGACGAGCCCAUCCAGCAUCGCUACGAACAGCCAGGAGUUUACAAAGUUACAGUGAUGGCUGAGAACAUGGCGGGGCACGACGAGGCCACCAUGUACAUCCAGGUCACAGCCCCACUGCAGGAGGUUCACUUGGAGGUGGUUCCCAUCGCCAGGAGAAACCAGCAGGUGAAUCUGACAGCCAUAGUUCUUCCUACUGAAGCCAACAUGACCGUCUUCUACUGGUGGAUAGGAAACAACCUGCAGCCGAAGCUGACUCUGCAGAACAGCCUUCUGACUCGUUUCACAGAGACUGGAGACGUUUCGGUCACCGUCCAGGCUUCUAACGGCCGAUCCAUGGUGCAGGACACCAGGACCGUCCGAGUCUACGAUAACUUCCAGGUCAUCCCUCUGAGCUUCAGCAGGAACCUGGACCGCUUCAACCCAAACAUCCCCGAGUGGAGAGCCGACAUCGGCCAGGUGGUCACCAAAAUACUCACAAAGAUCACAGGUGUCCCUCAGGAGUCCCUGGUUACAGUGGUGAAUCCGGGCCUGCCCACCUCAGCGGACCUGUACGUCCUCCCACAGGACAGCAAACCAGACAAGAGGAACAUGUUUGUAGAUAAGCGUAUCCCAGCCAUCAUGCAGGCCUUUAACGACAACAACGUCAGCUUCGUGGUGCGGGGGGGUCUCAAAGUGCUGGUGAUGCUAGCAGACCCGAACGCAGGCUACCAUGGAGCUGCAGGAGGUCCGGGUGUUUGGGCUGGGGCGGUCAUCUUCCUUAUCAGCCUCAUCGCCACCGGAUCCUUUAUCCUGUACAAGUUUAAAAGUCCUUUGCUUAGGACUGAGGACGCCUAUCCCCCGCUGUUUUUCAGGAAGCUUCCGGGCAACCGCAACGUCUACGCCCAGAUGCACAACGAGAAGGAGCAGGAGAUGACCAGCCCCGUCAACCACAGCGAGGACACGCAGCACAUCAUCCAGGGCGAGGAGUUCAUCGACGACGACCUGGACUCGCAGACUCUAGGUAACGCAGGAGGUAGCCCCGCCUUCCGUUCCCUUAUAAGGACUACCACUAACCACUGCUACUAAAACCCAAGCCACUAACACCAGCAGCUAACACACACCAAGGCAACCACUCAGGUGUUGUCCUGAGCAUCAACUCCAGAGAACUGCACAGUUACCUGACCAGCUGAUGGCUGCCAUGGCAACGCUAACGAGCUAGCUCAGCCUAGCCGGCUAACGAGCACAGGGACUCCACUCUGCCUUCCUCCUUUUUUCUCCUCUCUCUCUUUUUUUUCGUCUUUUCCUCGUCUUCUUGGGACACUUCACCUCCACUCCACAGCCUCCUCAACCCUUCUGCUCCAGCUUUGGUGUCAUGUUUUAUUUCUCUGGAGAAAGGACUGUCUUCUUCUUCAUGUCGAACCUGGUUUUCCGCCAGCUCCAUCUCUAUCUGAGAUGGGAGGCGCUCUGCUUUACUUCUUUUUUUUUCACUUCCUGCAGCAGCCCUGGAGACGAGCACUGACACCCUUAGAGGUCGGAGGUUUUAAUGACGUCACACUGAGAAUCCUCACUUAUCUGUGUUUUUGAAGAACAAAAAGUGUGUGUGCGCUGUCUGUUACUUAUCAAUACUCAAAAUUAGCAAGCAUGACUCACUGCAGGUGAAGGUGUGACCAUCCAUUGCCGGCAGGCCGUAGCCACAGAGGACUGCUGUAUUUUCUCAAAGCAUAAAGGGUGAUGUGACCAAGGUUGUAAAGUGAGAUUCACCAUAUUCAUAGGGUACCAAUUUACCUCUGGCUUCGUUCUCAUCUGGGGAAGCUUGAAUGCUGUAAUUAUUUUCCACUAUCAUGUUUGAGAAAGAAAGUCAUACACUGUAAACAGAGGAUUUAUAAGGAUGCUUUCACAGCUGGAUAGUUUGGAGAAGUUGCUCUGAAACAGGGGGUGUUUCUCCUCCUCUGCCCGGUCCGUUUGGACAAAUGUGAACACUGCAAUCACACUCUGUGGUGGAACAAAACAAGCAAGCCGAUAUUGCCUAAGAGGUGGUCUUGGAUCGCUUCCAAAGGUGUGCACAGUUAAACAGAAAUGUUACUGUGUUAACCAUUAGCAAAGACCUGGAUAUCAGUUAAUCACUUACUCCCAUUAUUAAUGAACUGAAGUUAACAUUGACUUUACAGUUUUAUCAAAAAACAAGAAAAACACAGCUUUUGAGGUCUUAAGAGGCCAUGAAGAACUCUACAUUACACACCUGUCUGAAUUGAAAAUCUUCAAUUAGUGGAAACUUUUUUUGAUAUCGCCUUGCAGACUGUAAGUGUGUUAUCACCCUAAUUUACAUAACUGCUAAUGCUACACAACGCUAGCAAGCUACGAUUCUCUCGGACCAUGUGCCCAUUUCAAAACUAAAGCAACACAGGAGCCACAAUCUACGCAUCUGUCAGACCACCAACGAAAACAAGAUUUAUUUUUCUUACUGUCUGAAGGUCGACUGUAGCUUCUCUUGCGGUCAUAAUAUUCCAACAACAACGAUCCUGCUGCAUCAAAACAGUCCCUACAAUCCAAAUCCAGAAAAAGAUUGAAUCCAAACACAUUACAUCCAUAAAGAUGAACUGAUUGCUGACGAAAAUGUCCAACUUUUUCCAAAUUUUUGACUGUAUUAUCUCUGUACUAAUCCAUGAAGCUUUUAAUUGACACCUCAUUUGAAGUGGUCGAAUCCUAACGUUUUAAUGUUCAGACAUGUUUAUAAAACUUGGAACCUUCAACACAGAAUUCAGACGUAAAACCAGCUCGGGUUGCUUUACGAUACUAGAUUUUUAAGCACCAUAUCAUACCUGUUGAGGUACCACAGGGGAAAAAACAAGUCCUUGAUAUCUGAUAUUGGGUUACUUCUUGUUUAUGAUUAUCAAAACAAUGCAAACUGCACAAAAACAUAAAUCAGCAUGUGUGCAAUCUAGACAGCGCUGUCUCUCUCUUCCUCACAGUUAAAAAUAUGAUUGAGGAUCUGACGUUUACAAAAUGAAAGAUUCUUUACUUCUCGAUACUACGGAUAAUUAAAAUCACAGAGAGAUUGCAUGGUUUUCAAACACGUAGUCUCACAAAGUACCGGACAAUGUUGACAACUUUACUAGCAGCUUCUGAAGCCACAAUGAGCUCCAGGUCACUGAGAAAUGGCCGCCAUGUGAAUAUGAUGAAUUUCAAAGAUAUGAAAUUGUUACUCUUGCUCUUUUUUGUGUUUAUCUCUCUUUUAUUCCCACGAUGACUCUCUUCACAGGCAAUAAUAUGCUCUCUGUGGAAUGUAGGAUUGCAUAAACCCUUGUGAAUUUGCAUAAUGACAAGCAUGCAAACACAAGAGGGCGGUGUUGCACUUUUUUGUAAAAUCCCACUCACAGGUACAAGGAAGAAAAACAAAGCUUAAAGUCCCAGAGCAGUCUUAAGACUUGUAUGUUUGUUUUAAGAUCAGAUCACAGCAGUUUGUUGGGAGUGGGGGGGGGGUUUAAAUCAGCACCACCUUUUUGUCCGUCCCAUGGUGCCUAAAACAGCAGAUCUGAAUCUGCUCAGUAACAUUACCUGUUGAGUUUAUUUAUUUCUAGUAACAGAACGCCUCUUCCUCCUCCCCCCCCCCCCCACUUGUCCUGGAUCAGAGAGACUCCUGGAGACAAAGGCCGCUGUCAUGGAGGGAAGGUGUAGUUGAUAUUUUAGUGUAUCAGCCUAUAUUAGGCGUUGCCCGCAGUGGAAUCAUGUCUCCUUAAAGGUUCGGUUUGUUUGUAUGUAAAUGUGUAAAUAUGAUCAAUCUCCACUUUGUACAUACUCCCUUUGACAUGUGUGAGUGUUUUACACUUCUACCAAAACACACAGCAUUAUUUUUGUUUUUUAGAGUGAACCUUCAUCGAGUCGAGUGAAUUUGAAAAACUCUCACUGUUUACAGUUUCAUCAACGCCAUUGCCUGCUUCCCAUGUACGCAUUUUUUCGAUUCUUUCGGUGUGAUCUCAUGUGUAAGAUAAUUUUUUCCGUCUUCAUCGUUAACUGAAAAUUAAUUCAUUCUCUCAUAAAGAUACUCACGACGACACAGUGGAAACUAUGUAUAUGGAUAUUUUUGAUAUACUCGUCAUUUUUCUCAACACGUGUGAACACUGGUUAAUGUUUCUGUUGCCUUUUUGAUGACAUUUUGAUUGGUUGUGUGAUUGCACUAACGAUGUAAGCUGAGCUGCAGACACGUACCUGAGUAAGUCCGCACACUCUCCACGGACAGGUCUUUGGACAAAAGGCCUUUAAAGACUAAAAAAUACCACAAGCACCACCCCUCAGUUCGUCUUAUAUUUGAUACAAACAGACCACAUUCACUCGUUCUGGUUUACGCUUCAUCUUUUGUACAUAUUCUGCUCAUGGUCGACUUGUUCUUAGUUUUCUAGUGAUGUGUCGUCAUUGUGUCGGGGGGGAGGGGGGGGCGGAGAGUGGGAAUGGUGGAUAUUCCAAUAUAAUAGGGAAGGAGUUUCACAGCUGAUGGCACCAAUCAAGCAGUUUUGACCACACCGUUUUGUUUUGAUUCUGUUCUUCUUUCCUGCGGUACGUUCGAUUUGUUAAGUUUUGCUAUUAAAACAAUUGUGUGUCCUCAUCAGGGAGCGUUGUGCACUCAACCUGCAUACUGGAAUAAAUCACUCCCAUAACUUGUA